This is a messenger RNA of Naumovozyma dairenensis CBS 421, 990 nucleotides long. It is a transcript of the gene RAS1, whose product is annotated as Ras family GTPase RAS1. Gene Ontology annotation, molecular function: GDP binding; GTP binding; GTPase activity. Gene Ontology annotation, biological process: signal transduction. Gene Ontology annotation, cellular component: plasma membrane. The transcript has a single exon. The coding region runs from base 1 to 990 and encodes 329 amino acids. NCBI's taxonomy places the organism in Eukaryota, Fungi, Ascomycota, Saccharomycetes, Saccharomycetales, Saccharomycetaceae. The record is from RefSeq and is a predicted model, not a curated record.
AUGUCCUUAAACAAAUCCAAUAUUAGAGAAUUCAAAUUGGUAGUCGUAGGAGGAGGUGGUGUUGGUAAAUCUGCCCUAACUAUUCAAUUAAUUCAUUCUCAUUUCGUCGAUGAAUAUGAUCCAACCAUUGAAGAUUCAUACAGGAAACAAGUAGUGAUAGAUGAUAAAGUCACUGUCUUAGACGUGUUAGACACCGCUGGUCAAGAAGAAUAUUCUGCCAUGAGAGAACAAUAUAUGAGAACUGGAGAGGGGUUUGUGUUAGUUUAUUCUAUCACUUCUAAAAACUCAUUUGAAGAAUUGAUGACUUAUUAUCAACAAAUUCAAAGAGUGAAAGAUUCAGAUUAUAUUCCUGUCGUUAUUGUGGGGAAUAAAUCUGAUUUAGAAGAUGAAAGACAGGUCUCAUAUCAAGCUGGGGUCAAUUUGGCUAAACAAAUGAAUGCCCCCUUUUUGGAAACAUCUGCAAAGCAAGCCAUUAACGUUGAAGAAGCAUUCUAUACUUUGGUUCGUUUGGUGAGAGAUAAUGGGGGUGAAUAUAAUAAGAAUAAUGCGGAAGUUGAGAAUGCAAAGGAAAAUCAACAUAUUACUGACGAGACUAACAAUAUCAAUAGUAAUACAAUCAUAUCACAACAAGGUUUAACAACACAAGGAGAAAAUGUUGUAGUAAAUGGAACAACUAGUCCAAGCUCCAUUGGAACUGCUCCAAAUGUAGCCUCGAUAGACCAAGAUCAAUUCUCUAAUGAACAAAGACUAAAACAACAAGCACAAGCACAAGCACAACAGAAACAACCGCAACCACAGCAACUGACAAAAGAUCAACACAAAGCGGAGGCAUCUACAGUAAAUGCUACCACUGAUAAUACUACUAAAGUUCCAGUAAAUAAGUCAAACCAAGCCGCUAAACAAGCGAGGACAAAGCAAUCUCAACCAGCUCCUGCUAAAGCUGCAACAACAGAGAGUUCUUCUGGUGGUGGAUGUUGUGUCAUUUGUUAA